Cercopithifilaria johnstoni is the source of this 663-nucleotide messenger RNA. The record is from the annotation of a GenBank genome assembly. Lineage: Eukaryota; Metazoa; Nematoda; Chromadorea; Rhabditida; Onchocercidae.
AUGGGUUGUCAGUCUAGUAAGCAAAGUGAGAAUGUGAAGACAAAAAAGUCGAAGCUAUCAAAACUUGAUGUAAACGAAAAUGCAAAUGCAGCUCCGAAUGUCCGUUUGCCAAAUAGUUCUGAUUCUAAAAAAUCAACAUGUGAUAUUCUGAUGAAAUCUAAGAGGAAAUCCUACAAUGAGAAGCGACUACUGGAUUCUAUAGCAAGUCAACCAGUAAUAGAAAAAUUGCAAUUACAGCGAAGCAAUAAAGAAAUACCUGUAGAAAAAGUAACAUUUUCGAGCGAGGAACCGAAUGAUGAAGUGGGUAAUAGCGCACCAGAACCAGUAGUGAUUCGAAGUGCCGAUCUAAAAAGGAGGAGAAUUGUAUCGCGAAGUAUGGAACCAAAUGAAGAAGUUAUUAGUAAUUGGAAUCAAUCGAAAAGGAAUAAACUUCAUGUGCAUGAAUCAAACUUCAUAUGCAUGAAUGACAAUAACAAAGGACAUGAGCAGUUGGAUGAAAAGUUGAAUAAGAAAUAUAAGCUAAAUAAUGGUAAACAACUACAAAUUAGAACGAAGACAAAACGAAGCCGAGCAGAUCCGGAAGAUGAUACACUAUAUGAAGUACCGCUUAAAAUGCCAGAAUUCGAUCUGAUACCAUCUCGAUCAGGAGAUAGUGUCGCGUAA